AUGGUGAGGCGGACGGCGGUACUGGGCGGCCUGCUCCUCCUCGCGGGGGGCGCCGCCGCUAGUGGCAACAGGAGCCAGCGCUGCCAGGACGGCCUCCUCAUCCCAGCCUGGCGCCCCAUCACCGGUAUUGCUCCCAUCGAGAGGGUCACUCGCGGUCUCGUAUAUUUCUUUCUCAUGCUUUACCUCUUCAUCGGAGUCUCCAUCGUGUCUGAUAGAUUCAUGUCGGCUAUCGAAGUAAUUACCUCUCAGGAGCGUAAGGUGACCAUCCGGACCCGAGGUGAGAAGAAGACUGUCUCUGUUAGAGUUUGGAAUGAGACCGUGGCUAAUCUCACCCUCAUGGCAUUGGGUUCCUCCGCACCCGAAAUCCUAUUGUCUAUAAUUGAAAUCUGGGGAAAAAAUUUCGAAGCUGGGGAUCUGGGGCCUGGGACUAUCGUCGGUUCGGCAGCUUAUAACCUUUUUGUUAUCAUUGCCAUUUGCGUAGCCGUUAUCCCCGAAGGAGAGACUCGGAAAAUAAAACAGUUGGGAGUUUUUUUCGUAACGUCUGCCUGGUCGGUUUUCGCAUAUAUAUGGCUCUACUUGAUAUUAGAAGUUUUUUCUAGAGGCGUUGUCGAAGUGUGGGAAGGCAUACUCACUUUCAUGUUUUUCCCCCUUACUGUUCUGACUGCUUAUAUGGCAGACAGGAAGAUACCGAUAUACAAGCUCCCUUUGAUGCUGUUCAGUAUCAAAAGCCAUCGAGCAGUAGGAGCUGCAGAAAAUGUGGAUAUAGAGUUGUCUAGAACGAAACCUGGCAGCUUCGAAGAAAUCCUAGAACACGCCAGGCAACAUUCAGCUAAUGUUUUGAAAGACCUUAGACGGGAACACCCCGAAAAGACUUUGGCAGAAUUGAAAGUUAUGGCACAGGAGAGGAUCGAGCUGUCUGGGCCUAAGAGUCGUGCUUUUUACAGAAUCCAAGCUACGCGGAGUCUUACUGGUGGCAGUAUCUGUCAGCGAAAUGUUCGAGAAUCGUCUCUACCCGAUGACCGAGAGAGUACAAUGGACAUUUUCGAUGAUACGACUUACGUACGAUUUGAACAGUCGGAAUAUGUUGUGCUAGAAAAUGUUGGUAAUGUGGUAGUGAAGGUCGUCAUUGAAGGGCCUGGGCUGAAUGUGCCCCUUUUAGUUGAUUAUCAAUCUGAAGACGGUACGGCGAACGCAGGUUCCGAUUAUUUGGCUGUGUCUGGCACACUGAUUUUCAAACCAGGUCAACAAGAACAGUAUUUUAAAGUUAAGAUUAUCGAUGAUGACGUUUUCGAGGAAGAUGAGCACUUUCUCGUUAGACUGUCGAAUGUACGCCUUCAAGGGGCUAAAGCAAACGGUUUGAGUGGCUUCAAGCUGGGUGAGCCAAGCAUCCUUAAGGUGACCAUUCUCGAUGACGAUCAUAGCGGUAUAUUUGGUUUCCUUGAACGUCGCGUUGAAGUUAGUGAAGCUUGUGGAGUGUACCAUGCUGUAGUCGAAAGACGUACCGGUGCACGCGGAAGAGUUAGCCUCCCUUUUACCACUCAGGAGGGGACAGCCCACGAUGGGAAAGACUACGUAGCUACCUCUGGCCGACUUCUCUUCGAAAACAACGAAUCAAGGUCGUACGACACUGAUAAAAGAGAUAAGCAGGUCAUGUUGUUUGAAAUAAGUAUCUUGCGACAGAAGUAA
Nezara viridula (southern green stink bug) is the source of this 1686-nucleotide messenger RNA. NCBI's taxonomy places the organism in Eukaryota, Metazoa, Arthropoda, Insecta, Hemiptera, Pentatomidae. The record is from the annotation of a GenBank genome assembly.